UUUUAUCUUCUCUAUUGGAGCCGCUCGGCUUUUUUUUUUCUCUCUCUCUCCCGCCCACUUUUACGCUGUUAGCGUAGCGGGCGCAUUUAGCGCAGUGCUGGCAGGGCCAGCGAGAAGGAAAGGUGGAAGGAGGCGAGAGGUGAGGCUGACAAGAAACCUGUGAGAGCCACAGCAAAAGUGGGAGAGGCUUAAAUGCAUUUGAAGCUUUGCACAAGGGGAGGAGACUGAAACCGAAGCGUUGACUGUGCCAUACACCAGCUCAGAGAGAAGACAGCAAUGCUUCCGAGAGGGGCCCUGCAAGAAACGGAUCACGUCCACCUCUAAGCAAAGCAGCUCCUGCUGGUCUGGAGUUAAGAUUCCCCUCCCCCUCUCCUUUACCCCUCCCUUGGAAAUGAACCAGAGGCUCAUUUUGCCCUCUUGCUUGCCAGAAAUCUGCAUUAGCAAUGAUACUAUAGCCAGAUCCGACCACCAAAGAGAGAAGGAGAUUUUUCCAUUUAAAGCUAGGCUGCUAUUCCAUCUGAACUAAGAUUCAUCCUCUUAUUUUUUUUUUUUUUUAAAACUCAGAUUGACUGUAAGCUUUUUGGUUUCAUUUCACGUUUUGAAACAUCAUUAUUGUUUCCAUCUGUGUUCAUAGCUGCUGCUGCUGCUGCUAUUGGUUUUCUUGAACAAAAAUUAGGAUUUUUUUAAACAAUUGGGUCUUGUUCAAGUCUGCCCAUGGCUUUUUUGAUGAAGAAAAAGAAGUUCAAAUUUCAAACCAGUUUCACUCUGGAGGAACUGACUGCUGUCCCUUUUGUGAACGGUGUUCUGUUCUGCAAAAUUAGGUUACUGGAUGGAGGAGAUUUUGCAACUCUGUCUUCGAGAGAAGAGGUUCAGGAAAACUGUGUACGCUGGAAGAAGAAAUUCACCUUUGUCUGCAAAAUGAGUGCGAAUCCUGCCACUGGUCUCCUAGAUCCCUGCAUCUGCCGUGUGUCUGUCCGCAAGGAACUGAAAGGUGGAAAAACCUAUUCCAAGCUCGGUUUUGCUGACCUAAACUUGGCAGAGUUUGCUGGCUCUGGGUUCACCGUUCGAUGCUGCUUGCUGGAGGGGUACGAUACCAAGAAUACCCGGCAGGAUAAUUCCAUCUUGAAGGUGAUGAUUGGAAUGUCCCUACUCUCUGGAGACCCUUGCUUCAAAACACCUCCAUCCACAGCCAAAUCUAUCACCAUCCCAGGUCAGGAUUCCACUCUGCAGCUGACCUGUAAAGGUGAAGGAACGAGCAGCAGCAGCAGCACACCUGCCACAAUCGGCUCCGUCCGUCAGAACAAGCCCAGGCCCACUGUUCUCGGCUCAGGUGUACCAGAGGAACCAGACCAGAACCUAUCCAGUCCAGAGGAAGUGUUCCACUCAGGGCAUUCACGGAACUCCAGUUAUGCCAGCCAGCAAUCCAAGAUCUCUGGCUACAGCACCGAGCACUCACGGUCCUCCAGCAUGUCUGACCUGACCCACCGCCGGAAUACCUCCACCAGCAGCAGUGCCUCUGGAGGGCUCAGCAUGACAGUCGAGUGCCCCGAGGGGGAGCGAGAGCACAAGCUGGAGAAGCCCCCUCGCCCACCAAGGCCAAGCCUCCUGUUGGAUAGAUCGUCCAGGAGGAAAAAGGAUUCUGUGGAAAGUCAUCCCACGUGGGUAGACGACACCAGGAUUGACGCUGAUGACAUAGUGGAGAAAAUCAUGCAGAGUCAAGAUUUUACAGACGUCAGCAACAUGGAAGAUAGCAACCUGAGGCUGUUUGUGAGCAGAGACGGCACAACGACGCUGAGCGGGAUUCAGCUUGCAAACAGGGUCUCAUCUGGAGUUUACGAGCCAGUGGUAAUCGAAACCCAUUAAAUGUGAAAAGGCCAGGGUAGAUCUGCUGGAAACGGUCCCCUCCCGCAACCACAGUCACGAUGGAUGCCGAUUGCUCGUCUUCGACUUUUUCCUCUUCACGCAACAUUCCAGGCAGGGACUCCUGAGGCCUCUCCCCUGCUGCGUGCACUGCAGAGCUGCUCCCAGGACAGAACACUCCGGAAGGUGCACUUUACUCGAGGCCCACCCUCACGGCUCUCCCCAAACUCGUCCCCAUGUCUGGAAAACCUCCAGCAAUUUCCUGCUGAUUGCAAGGAUCGCCUCAAAAAGUCUCCUCCUUGGUUAGAGGAGAAUUCCUCUUCACUCUUUCUCAAAUCCUCAUUCCAGAAGCUGCGUCUCGGCAUGGGGGUUUCUUCAGUACCGUCUGUGUGAAUUGUUGGGUUAUGCCACUGUGAACACUUUCUUUCAAAAACUGCUGAAGUUUGGGGGAGAAAAAAACAAAAAACCCAUUGCUCAUGGAAUGCCGAGGCAGAGGGAGAGCAGAAAUUCAGGUGCAUUUCAAAACGCCACUUUCCCCCCCUCCAAACAGGCUUCUGCUUUGUGGAUUGCAAAGAAAGGAUCACUUGCCCCUUGUGGGUGACCACUAAAGUGUAUUCCGAAGGCCCAAAGAUGAUCCAUUCAUAGGAAAUGGCUUUUUGUUUUCCAAAAGUGCAUUUCAGAAGUCGCUAGGUAUUUUUUUU
Messenger RNA from Heteronotia binoei (common prickly gecko), 2561 nucleotides. It is a transcript of the gene EEIG1, whose product is annotated as estrogen-induced osteoclastogenesis regulator 1. The record is from RefSeq and is a predicted model, not a curated record. The transcript has 12 exons. NCBI's taxonomy places the organism in Eukaryota, Metazoa, Chordata, Lepidosauria, Squamata, Gekkonidae. Bases 715 to 1863 code for a protein of 382 amino acids.